Molecule: messenger RNA, 1195 nt
Organism: Nestor notabilis (Kea)
Lineage: Eukaryota; Metazoa; Chordata; Aves; Psittaciformes; Psittacidae
Gene: ATP6V0D1
Product: ATPase, H+ transporting, lysosomal 38kDa, V0 subunit d1
Exons: 8
Coding region: 1-1056 (351 amino acids)
Biological process (GO): proton transmembrane transport; vacuolar acidification; vacuolar transport
Cellular component (GO): lysosomal membrane; plasma membrane proton-transporting V-type ATPase complex; vacuolar proton-transporting V-type ATPase complex
Molecular function (GO): proton-transporting ATPase activity, rotational mechanism
Source: RefSeq, a predicted model, not a curated record
AUGUCGUCUUUCCCGGAGCUGUAUUUUAACGUAGAUAACGGCUACCUAGAAGGCUUGGUCCGCGGUUUUAAGGCGGGGGUGCUCCGGCAGGGUGACUACGUGAACUUGGUGCAGUGCGAGAGCCUGGAGGACUUGAAACUGCACCUCCAGAGCACAGACUAUGGGAACUUCCUUGCCAACGAAGCCUCCCCACUCACUGUCUCUGUCAUAGACGACAAGCUGAAAGAGAAGAUGGUGGUGGAGUUCCGUCACAUGAGGAACCAUGCCUAUGAGCCUCUAGCAAGUUUUCUGGACUUCAUCACGUACAGCUACAUGAUUGACAAUGUCAUUCUGCUGAUCACUGGGACUCUGCACCAGCGUUCCAUCUCCGAACUAGUGCCCAAGUGCCAUCCUCUGGGAAGUUUCGAACAGAUGGAAGCUGUGAACAUUGCUCAGACGCCUGCGGAGCUCUACAAUGCAAUCCUGGUGGACACUCCCCUGGCUGCUUUCUUCCAAGAUUGCAUAUCUGAACAGGACCUGGAUGAAAUGAAUAUUGAAAUAAUUCGAAACACGCUGUAUAAGGCUUACCUGGAGUCCUUCUACAAGUUCUGCAAGGUGCUGGGAGGUACCACAGCAGAUGCUAUGUGCCCAAUCCUGGAGGUAGGUCUGGAAAGAAGGGCCUUCAUCAUCACUAUUAACUCAUUUGGGACUGAGCUGUCCAAGGAGGACCGAGCAAAGCUGUUCCCGCACUGUGGCAAGCUCUACCCUGAGGGCCUGGCUCAGCUGGCCCGGGCAGAUGACUAUGAACAAGUCAAGAAUGUUGCUGACUACUACCCUGAGUACAAGCUGCUGUUUGAAGGGGCUGGCAGCAACCCUGGAGACAAGACCCUUGAAGACAGGUUCUUUGAGCAUGAGGUGAAGCUGAACAAGCUGGCUUUCCUCAACCAGUUCCACUUUGGAGUCUUCUAUGCCUUUGUGAAGCUGAAGGAGCAGGAGUGCCGCAACAUUGUGUGGAUCGCGGAGUGCAUUGCCCAGCGGCACAGGACCAAGAUUGACAACUACAUUCCCAUCUUCUAACCCCGCUUUGCUUCUCUCUGACCCUCCUGCCCCUGGGAUGUGGAGGGACCCCUGUCUAACUCCCUGAGUUAUCCCUUGCCCAGACUCCAGGGAUGUCCUGUCUGUGGAACUGACUCAGAUAAGGAGACUGUACAGUUGC